AUGACCUCUACUGUUGCAAACGCUGUAGCUAUUGCCUGGACGCGAUGGCAACGCUACCACCAACUGCAUCAUAAACGAGAGGAUUUGAGUGUUGCAGAGAUGGAAGUACAGUUUGAACUGGUCGCUAUAGGUCUCGCAUUAGCCGAUGAACAGGUUCAAGAGCUUUUUAGAGAUGACGCAGAGCCAUUUUUAGCAUUAUUGACGCCAUUGCCAACUUUUGAAGACAAGUUUGAAAAUGUGAAGCAAUUUCACUUUACGUUUGUAUCAGCUGCAAUGUUAUUGGAUCAAUAUUUGCAGCUUUCUAAUGAAUUAGAAGAGAAAAAAGUUCAUGUUGUAACUGGUCCAGUGAUGUAUCAAGUACUAUUGCCUAUUCUGCAGCUUCAAUGUUCUCUCUUCGCUGCAUUAUGCGGCGUUAAGAAUGUUCCAGAUGGUGGUAUCGUUUACUGCUAA
Messenger RNA from Peronospora farinosa, 450 nucleotides. The record is from the annotation of a GenBank genome assembly. NCBI's taxonomy places the organism in Eukaryota, Oomycota, Peronosporomycetes, Peronosporales, Peronosporaceae.